AUGCUUUGGGAGGCAUGGUGGUGGUGGUGGUGGUGGUGGUGGUUUCGUAUUCACUGUGGGAAUAAAUUUUGUGUUCACUUGAAAAUUCCUUAUAAGCGGCAAACUUACUCAGGAUCACGAUCAGACGCCAUUAGACGCGCGCUGAUUGGUCCAGCGGGGAGCUCGCUUUUCUUCCCUGAUCCGGCUGCCGGUAUAAAUAUUGAAAAACGGAGAAAUCUUCGCGUCAUUCAACUUGUAGAUCGUGUAGCCUGCGCUGCUGCUGCUGCUGCUGCUACUACGCGUCACCCCCAGCAAACUACCACUACUACUACUACUACAACAACUGCAUCACCACCACCAUCAUGUCUGGACGUGGCAAGGGUGGGAAAGUGA
Messenger RNA from Enterospora canceri, 372 nucleotides. NCBI's taxonomy places the organism in Eukaryota, Fungi, Microsporidia, Enterocytozoonidae. The record is from the annotation of a GenBank genome assembly.